Linum trigynum is the source of this 4305-nucleotide messenger RNA. The record is from the annotation of a GenBank genome assembly. Lineage: Eukaryota; Viridiplantae; Streptophyta; Magnoliopsida; Malpighiales; Linaceae.
AUGGAGACUGAUGAUAUCUACAGAGCUGGAAGCUUCUUGCUGGGUGGAGGAGGGUCUUCGAUAUGGACCAACAACAACAACGCCAUCAACGAUAAUGAAGCUUUCCCGACGCCUUCGCGGGAAAAAGAGGACGACGAGGAAGCUCUCAAGUGGGCAGCGCUGGAGAAGCUCCCCACUUACAGUCGCCUGAAAAAGGGCCUCCUCACCACUCCGGACGGCCCCGCCGCCGAGAUCGACGUGGACCACCUCGGCUUCAAGCAGCGGAAGGAGCUGGUGGACCGGCUGGUCAAAGUCCCCCAAGAGGACAACGAGAAGUUCCUUCUCAAGCUUAAAGAUCGCAUCGACAGAGUGGGAAUCAAGCUUCCCACCACUGAAGUCCGAUUUGAGCAUCUGAAUAUCGAAGCAGAAGCCCAUGUAGGUAGCAGGGCAUUGCCAACUUUCUUCAACUUCUUCCUCAAUAUAUUCGAGGGAUUGUUCAGUUGUCUCCAUAUCUUUUCCAAUGGGAAAAAGCAAAUCUCCAUCCUCAACAAUGUCAGUGGAAUCAUUAGACCAUCACAGAUUACAUUGCUUUUGGGUCCUCCAAGUGCUGGGAAAACCACUCUGUUAUUGGCAUUGGCUGGAAAGCUUGAUCCCACUCUCAAGGUUUCUGGGAACGUGACUUACAAUGGCCAUGAGAUGAGUGAAUUUGUUCCCCAAAGGACAGCUGCAUAUAUCUGUCAAGAUGAUGUCCAUAUAGGAGAAAUGACUGUAAGGGAAACCUUAGCCUUCUCAGCAAGAAGCCAAGGGGUUGGACACCGUUAUGAGAAGUUAAUAGAGUUGUCGAGAAGAGAAAAGGAAUCAAACAUCCAGCCUGAUCCAGAUAUUGAUGUGUUCAUGAAGGCUAUAGCGACCGAGGGUCAAGAAACGAAUGUGAUAACAGAUUACGUCAUAAAGGUUUUAGGACUAGAAAGCUGUGCAGAUAUCAUGGUAGGGAACGACAUGAUCAGAGGUAUCUCUGGAGGACAAAGAAAGCGUGUCACAACUGGUGAAAUGUUGGUGGGACCUGCAAAUGCAUUGUUCAUGGAUGAGAUAUCCACGGGCUUGGACAGCUCAACAACUUUUCAAAUUGUCAAGUCACUAAAGCAUUACAUUCAUAUUCUCGAUGGAACAGCUGUAAUCUCCCUUCUGCAGCCAACACCCGAAACCUACGAUCUGUUCGACAACGUUAUUCUCUUGUCGGAUGGCUACAUUGUGUAUCAGGGACCUAGGGAAUACGUGCUUGAUUUCUUUGAACAGAUGGGAUUCAAGUGUCCUUCAAGGAAAGGUUCUGCUGAUUUCCUGCAAGAAGUGACAUCAAAGCAAGAUCAACAGCAGUACUGGAUGAAAAAAGAAAAUCCAUACAGGUUUGUCAAUGCUAAAGAAUUUGCAGAGGCAUUUCAGUCAUUCCACGUAGGGACGAUGCUAGAGCAAGAGCUUUCGUCUCCAUUUGACAAGAAGAGGAGUCACCCUGCAGCAUUGACAACAAAGGUAUAUGGCGUUGGGAAAAUGGAGCUAUUCAAAUCUUGCUUCGCGAGAGAGUUGCUGCUCAUGAAGAGAAACUCAUUCGUCUACAUCUUUAAGUUUGCACAACUUAUAUUCAUGGGACUAGUGGCCAUGACACUCUUUCUACGGACCGAGAUGCAUCGAGAUUCAAUCAUUGAUGGUGGAAUUUACCUUGGGGCUUUAUUCUACACGGUGAAUGCUUUCAUGUUCAAUAGCAUGGCUGAGAUCUCCAUGACCAUUGCAAGGCUUCAUGUGUUUUACAAGCAAAGGGAUCUCCUGUUCUAUCCUGGAUGGGCGUAUUCUCUUCCCCCAUGGAUCCUUAAAUUUCCAAUCACGUUAAUCGAAGCUGGUUCUUGGGUGUUUCUUACAUAUUAUGUGAUUGGAUAUGAUCCAAAUGCAGGAAGGUUGUUCAAGCAAUAUCUUUUGCUAUGUCUUGUGAGCCAAAUGGCUUCAGCCUUGUUCCGGUUUAUUGCUGCAUCAGGAAGGACUAUGAUUGUUGCCAAUACAUUUGGAUCGUUUGCACUGCUUUCACUCUUUGCAUCUGGUGGCUUUGUCUUGUCAAGAGAAAACAUAAAGAAAUGGUGGAUUUGGAGUUAUUGGAUCUCACCAAUGAUGUAUGGACAGAAUGCAAUAGUGGCUAAUGAGUUCCUUGGAAGGAGUUGGAGCAACAUUCUCCCUAACUCGACUGAAUCUCUAGGAGUUCAAGUUUUGAAGUCUCGUGGAUUUUUCCCACAUGCAUAUUGGUAUUGGAUUGGAGCAGGGGCUCUAGUUGGAUUUGUACUAAUAUUCAACUUGUGCUUCACUCUAGCUCUCACUUUCCUUAGCCCCUUCAAGAAAUCUCAAACUAUAGUGCUGGAGGAUUCUCAAAAUGAUGGAGCAGAUAAACCCGGAGUAGUUGUUGAGUUGUCCAAUAUUGAAGGUGGUGAAGAAGGAAUUAAGACUCCACCCACAAAAAGGGGAAUGGUUCUUUCAUUUGAGCCAUACUGCCUCACAUUUGAUGAUAUUAACUACUCUGUGGACAUGCCCCAGGGAAUGAAAAUUGAAGGUGUUGCUGAAGAUAGAUUGGAGCUUUUGAAGGGUGUGAGUGGUACGUUUAGGCCUGGGGUUUUAACAGCAUUAAUGGGUGCUAGUGGUGCCGGUAAAACCACUCUAAUGGAUGUCCUAGCUGGUAGGAAAACCGGUGGAUAUAUUGAGGGAAACAUCACAGUUUCAGGUUAUCGUAAGAAACAAGAAACCUUUGCAAGAAUUUCUGGCUACUGUGAGCAAAAUGAUAUACAUUCUCCACAUGUCACAGUCUACGAGUCAUUGCUCUACUCCGCUUGGCUACGGUUACCUGUAGAGGUGAACGCUGAAACUAGAAAGAUGUUCGUGGAGGAAGUGAUGCAGCUUAUUGAAAUGAAGCCAUUGAGGCAGGCAUUGGUUGGAUUACCUGGUGUGAAUGGUCUUUCAACAGAGCAACGCAAGAGACUAACCAUUGCAGUUGAGCUAGUGGCAAACCCUUCUAUCAUAUUCAUGGAUGAGCCGACUUCAGGCUUAGAUGCAAGAGCUGCUGCCAUUGUCAUGAGAGUCGUCAGGAACACCGUGGAUACUGGGAGGACAGUAGUGUGCACUAUACAUCAACCAAGCAUCGACAUUUUUGAAACUUUUGAUGAACUCUAUCUACUAAAGAGAGGAGGUCAAGAGUUGUAUGUAGGGCCUCUUGGCCGUCAUUCCAGCCACCUAAUCAACUACUUUGAGGAUAUUGAAAGAGUCCCCAAAAUCACUGAUGGCUCAAAUCCUGCAAACUGGAUGUUAGACGUUACAAGUUCAGCACAAGAAUCAGAACAAGGAAUUGACUUUGCUGCUACCUAUAGAAACUCAGACCUUUAUAGGAGAAACAAGGCACUUAUUGCAGAACUAAGCACGCCUGCCCCAAGUUCAAAGGAUUUGUACUUUUCUACAAAAUACUCACUGUCAUUCGUCAAUCAAUGUGUCGCUUGCUUUUGGAAGCAGUACUUAUCAUACUGGCGAAAUCCACAAUAUACUGCCGUAAGGUUUCUCUUCACCAUCGCCAUAGCAUUGAUGUUCGGGACAAUGUUCUGGAAUCUUGGCUCCAAAACAUCAAAGAGACAAGAUUUGUUCAAUGCAAUGGGAUCAAUGUAUGCGGCAGUGAUCUUUCUUGGAGUCCAAAAUUCAUCUUCUGUGCAACCUAUGGUGGCCAUUGAAAGAAGUGUGUUUUAUAGAGAAAGAGCAGCUGGAAUGUAUUCGGCCUUGCCUUAUGCCUAUGCACAAGUGCUGAUUGAGAUCCCGUAUGUGUUCUCUCAAGCUCUUGUUUAUGGCCUCUUAGUCUACUCGAUGAUUGGGUUUGAAUGGACCGCCGCUAAGUUCUUCUGGUAUAUAUUCUUCAUCUACUUCACAUUGCUAUACUUCACGUACUACGGAAUGAUGGCUGUAGCCGUGACACCGAACCACCACAUUGCCUCAAUUGUUUCAUCUGCAUUUUACUCCCUUUGGAACUUAUUCUCUGGAUUCAUUGUUCCACGACCACGAAUGCCAGUGUGGUGGAGAUGGUACGCAUGGGCGUCUCCGGUAGCAUGGACAUUAUAUGGGUUGGUUGACUCCCAAUAUGGAGAUGUUGAAACUAGACUUGAUACCGGCGAUAGAGUCACAGAUUUCGUGCGGGGUUACUUCGGGUUCAGACACGAUUUCUUGGGAGUGGUUGCAGCUGUGGUUGUCGGAUUUGCAGCUCUCUUUGCUUUCAUCUUCGCCUUCUCCAUCAAGUUCUUUCAUUUCCAGAGGCGAUAA